Molecule: messenger RNA, 482 nt
Organism: Nannochloropsis gaditana CCMP526
Exons: 1
Biological process (GO): cilium assembly; intraciliary retrograde transport
Cellular component (GO): cilium; intraciliary transport particle A
Molecular function (GO): protein binding
Source: RefSeq, a predicted model, not a curated record
GCUGAGUGACCCUCAUAAAGCAUUUACAUUAGUACGGGAAGCGGGGUGUGUGACAGGGGCUUUAUUGGCAGCUAGGCAUUGUCGAGAGCGCGGGGAUAUUACGUUGUGCUUGGAUUUUAUGCUAUUGGCAGAGAAGUCUGAUGAAGCCUUCGAGAUGGCGAAAUCGCAUCAUGCGUUGGAAGACUACGCACGGCUCCUGUUAGAGAAGGGAAAAAGUGUUCAGCACAUCCUUGACUUUCAUUUGCAAAGCCAUGCGUGGGUAGAUGCCGGUCGUCUAUACGACAGAUUGCGCCAAAUUGAUAAGGCAUUGUCCAUGUUCUUGAGGGCUGGAACCAUUGAGGAAGCCAUGCGCAUCGUGGUUAAAAAGGGAGACUCUUCAAGCGCAGAGUACAGCACUUUAGUCGCUUUUCUGUCCGAAGGACCGGGGAAAGACUUAAGAUGCCUAAGCCAACUUUCUGUGGCAUUGAAAGAUGGUCCCCUUG